Aspergillus wentii DTO 134E9 is the source of this 1105-nucleotide messenger RNA. RefSeq lists its product as uncharacterized. The coding region runs from base 407 to 664 and encodes 85 amino acids. NCBI's taxonomy places the organism in Eukaryota, Fungi, Ascomycota, Eurotiomycetes, Eurotiales, Aspergillaceae. The transcript has 4 exons. The record is from RefSeq and is a predicted model, not a curated record.
UAGUCUGAAAAUAUACAAGAAGCUAAAAAGAUCUAAGGAAAUAUAACGCUUCAUCAUCUCUCGAUCUAAAUAAUUGGCCUUUUGCCCUACAGAACAGUAGUCCAGAUGACUAGCAUAUGGAACUAACUACCCCUCAUUCCGUCUCCGAGGUUUAUACCUCAAGGAGCAAAUAUGGUUGCCCCGCACCGAAUGUGAAGUCAUGAGACUCCAACACAACUCUAUUUUAUGUGCAAAUCCAACUUCAUCCACGGUAACAGCAAGCUCAACAUAGAAGCUAUGCUGGAGAUAAUGUCAUAGAGUGUUCGGUACUUAAAGCUCUCAUCGCCCCCGGAGUAGCUUUAACUCGACUUCAUCAACUACGUUCUUCGAACUUCAACAACGAACAAAUACUCUCAAUACAACAAAAAUGCAUUUCAUGUCUGCUAGUGUCCGUUUCGCCAGCGUGGAAGACUGGGAGGAUUUUAGCAAGGAUAACGACGAAAAGGCACUUGAGCAAAUGUUCACCGGGAAGGGAGCGACCAUCCAGAAACCAAUCAACUCCACCCACGGCAUGCCUCCAAUUCAUAACAUGACGCUUGAAGCACCGGAUGAUAUGGAGGCAGAAGAUCUGCAACGUUCCAAGUUCCCUGAAGGUGUUCUGGUCCAUAUUGAGGAGGAUAUCUAAGGACGAGGCAAUACGAGUUCUGCUCCCUUCUAGUGAUUCAAAUAAUAUCGGAUAUCCGUGCUCUUUGUAUCCUUUUUUAUUUUUUUAUAUCGUCGAAGUGGAUCGGGAUAAUAUGGGAGUGUAUAAUUGGACAACAAAAGAAUGCAAUUGUCCUUAAAGGGGCUUUUACUCAAUUUUGAUGUUUUCUGUAGGGUGGUAGUUUACCGGAUGGUCAGCUUGCAGGUUUUGAUAAUUCAUUGUACUAAUAAUUAUUAGGGCAGGUUUCUUAUAAAUAGGUUUAUAUAUCUAGGCUCGGCAAGCAAAGGACAACAAUGAAGAUUCGAUCUUCUAAUCUUCAGACUAGGGAAGACGAACCAAUUAUCUAUAAUGGCAGGGAAAGAGUUUGUCCAUCAUCAAUGAUAGACAUUUGCAGACGGAAAUAACUCCCCCCAGAUAGCUCAU